Radiomyces spectabilis is the source of this 2012-nucleotide messenger RNA. RefSeq names its product Phytoene dehydrogenase. Gene Ontology annotation, biological process: carotenoid biosynthetic process. The transcript is spliced from 2 exons. NCBI's taxonomy places the organism in Eukaryota, Fungi, Mucoromycota, Mucoromycetes, Mucorales, Radiomycetaceae. Gene Ontology annotation, molecular function: oxidoreductase activity. Bases 169 to 1920 code for a protein of 583 amino acids. The record is from RefSeq and is a predicted model, not a curated record.
UUGCCAUUUUUUAAAACCCAACCACAACGCAUGAAUCUUUUUUUUUUUUUGCCUUUAUAUAGGAUUUUCGUUUUCGACUCGUCUUAACGUUCACCAGUUGACGGUUCUUCUCGUUCUUUUCUCUUUCUCUAUUAUUUAUUCUAUAGACGUUUUACUUUUAUAUCCAACAUGCCUCAACAAAAACAUAUCGUGGUGAUCGGUGCUGGCGUCGGCGGUACGGCCACGGCUGCAAGGCUGGCGCGUGAAGGAUUUCGAGUGACCCUGGUGGAAAAGAAUGACUUCUCGGGUGGCCGUUGCUCGCUCAUUCACCAUAAUGGCCAUCGGUUUGAUCAGGGCCCUUCCUUGUACCUGAUGCCCAAACUGUUUGAAGAAGCUUUUGAAGACCUCGAUGAACGCGUGCAAGACCAUUUGGAUUUGCUUCGUUGCCAUAACAAUUACAAGGUCCAUUUUGAUGAUGGUGACAAGAUUCAGUUGUCGUCUGAUCUGACACGCAUGAAACCCGAACUGGACCGUAUCGAGGGCGAAGAUGGGUUUGGUCGGUUCCUUGACUUCUUGUCGGAAACCCACACCCAUUAUGAGCGCGGAGUGUUCAUUGCCAUCAAGCGCAACUUUGAAACUAUCUGGGAUCUGGUGAAGCUCAAGUAUGCUCCGGAAAUCUUCCGUCUCCACUUGUUCAGCAAGAUCUACAGUCGUGCCAGCAAGUACUUCCGUACGAAGAAGAUGCGCAUGGCGUUCACCUUCCAGACCAUGUAUAUGGGCAUGUCGCCUUAUGAUGCACCAGCAGUUUACAGCUUGUUGCAGUACACCGAGUUUGCAGAGGGGAUCUGGUAUCCGCGGGGUGGAUUCAAUAUGGUGGUCCAAAAGUUGGAAGCUUUGGCGACGCAAAAGUUUGGGGCCAAAUUCAUUUACAGUGCGCCUGUGGCCAAGAUUAAUACGUCAAAUCGUGACAAGCGGGUCACCGGGGUCACGUUGCAGAAUGGUGAGGUGAUUGAAGCCGAUGCCGUCGUGUGCAACGCCGACCUUGUCUAUGCCUACAACCACUUGCUGCCCCCUUGCAGCUGGGUGAAGAACCAGCUCGUCGAGAAGAAACUGACCUCGUCGUCCAUCUCAUUCUACUGGUGCAUGUCGCAAAAGAUCCCUGAACUGGAUGUCCACAACAUCUUCUUGGCCGAAGCGUAUCGCGAGAGCUUUGACGAAAUUUUCCAAGACCACACGCUCCCGUCCGAGGCGUCCUUUUACGUCAACGUGCCUUCUCGUAUCGAUGAAUCGGCGGCUCCCUCAGGCAAAGAUUCCGUUAUUGUCCUUGUUCCCAUUGGUCACAUGCGUAGCAAGAAUGGCGACCCUACCAUUGAAAAUUAUCCUGUGUUGGUUCAAAAGGCGCGCAAGAUGGUGUUGGAAGUGUUGAACCGACGUCUCGGAUUGGCCAACUUUGAGCAAUACAUUGAACACGAAAUAGUGAACGAUCCAAGUGUGUGGCAACAAAAGUUCAAUUUAUGGCGUGGUUCGAUCCUUGGUUUGUCGCAUGAUAUCUUCAACGUGUUGUGGUUCCGCCCUUCCACCAAGGACUCCACCGAACGAUACAACAAUCUCUUCUUUGUCGGCGCUUCCACGCAUCCAGGUACCGGUGUUCCCAUCGUUUUGGCUGGUAGCAAAUUGACGGCGAACCAAGUGUGCGAACAUUUCAAUGUCCAACCACGCCCCAGUGCCAUUGCAACUACCAAGAAAUACUAUCCUUCUGAACGCUCGGCCUCUUCGACAUGGUUGUACUCGGUGGUGUCGUUGUUCAUCCUCCUGUUUGCUUUUUUCGCGAGUUUCCCUGAACAUUCCUCGAGCCAAACCGCCGCCUCAUUCAUUAACUCUUGCCUUCCUGCCCCCUUUCGCGUUGUCAUGGCAGAACCCCUUCCCUACCAAAAUCAAUAGUUUUUUGGACAUACUUUUUUUCCGCUUAGCUUUAUCUGUUAUAUUAUCCAUUUUUUAUUCUAACUAUCAAAAAGCAAUAAAAUGACCGUUCC